Molecule: messenger RNA, 4477 nt
Organism: Mercenaria mercenaria
Lineage: Eukaryota; Metazoa; Mollusca; Bivalvia; Venerida; Veneridae
Exons: 10
Coding region: 103-2169 (688 amino acids)
Cellular component (GO): extracellular region
Molecular function (GO): chitin binding
Source: RefSeq, a predicted model, not a curated record
GUCGCGAUCCGACACAAAUAGAUAAGUGCAUUGAAAAAUCGCAGUUAAUGCCAGUUGCAUAUAAUUUCGAACGUAUUGCAUUAAAUUUAUAAUCUGAAGACAAUGUUGCGCGGGCUAUACAUGACGUUUCUAUGGUGUGGGAUAUUGGCGUUUAACGAGGAUAUAUUUAAAGAUGGGGUAAAAGGACCUGAGGUUGUAAACCAUGUAGUGGAUUUGAUAGGCCAGACAUGUCUUACCGACAACGAAAUGUUUCUAAGGCGUAUGGCAGAUGUUGAGACAAAAGAUGGAACAGACGGACAAACGUACAGAAGUGGUUACAACGGCGGCAUUUGGAAUAUUGGACAGGAUUUGUUUAAUCUGACAAAGGAUAACCCUGCUCUAUAUGAUGAUUAUCAAGCUAUUAAGAAGAAUCUCAACAUUGACUGGUCAAACGUCACGUGGCAAGAUCUACGUAAACCAAUUUAUUCCGGACUUGCAGCAUCUCUCUUGUUGUUAUCAAAGAAUAUCCGGACUAUUCCGGAAAGUACCGAACUACAGGCUACGAUUUGGGGUAUUUUGCGUCCAGGAAACAGAGCAUUUGACUUCUUCGUCAAGUCGCAAAAUGCUCCAUCAGAAUGUGAGCCGGAGAAGAUCCUUGAUGUGGUGGUCAUCUUAGACUUUCAAAACCUUUCGACUCUCGACCUUGUACACGUGGAAUCCUUCCUCCAGUAUAUGUUGGAUAAACUUCCACUGAAAAAUGACAAUACGCGGGUUGCUAUAGUAACGAAGAAACAACAUCCGCUUGCUGGAUGGUAUUUGAAUAGUGCACGACCAGGAUUCACACUGUCAGAUGCUCUCAAGAUCCUUAGGUACACGCCUGGUCCUACGACUGUGGGUGAUUCUAUCAAAUAUACGCGGGAAAAUAUGUUUACAAAGGCAAACGGAGCACGUGAUGGCUCCGCACGUGUUGCUGUAUUGUUAACUGAUAAAGUCACUCAGUUUGAAUAUGCCAAACAGGAGGCGGGAAAGUUGGAGAGCGAUGGUAUAUCGCUUGUUGUGAUCGGGGUAAAAGACAAUACCACAGACAGCUACGAUCGGUUCAAGUAUGUAGCAUCCAAACCCUCUUGCCGAAAUACAUUGGAGGUGAAUAUGUUACGGAAAAUAAAUGAUACUAUUGAAAGAUUAGUCCGGGAUGUUUGCCACGCGCCAGUUCUGCUCACAGCUGGUGACUUCACAUACCCGUGCAGUAAGUCUAUAGUAGCGAAAUUACCGGACACAACUGACUCUGUUAGCAUUAUGGUAUCCGCACAGAGUGGCGGAGUUGCUGUCUACGCUGCGAGGAAGUACACUGACCCUGAUCAGUCCGCGUAUGAUGUCCACCUGACGUCCAGCCCCAAUGAUGCACAUACGCCUGUAUUGUAUGUCAGAGGAACAGAUCCAGUCUAUAUUAAGGUCACAGGUCAAUCAACAGGCACCACGUGCAAUGGUGCAUAUACUGUUCAUGUUAAACAAGGAAAAGAUGUUUUCAGUGGAACGGACGGCGUCUGUAUGGUGGCAGGGACACUACGGGAUUGUAAUGAUCUAGAUAUGGGGUUGAUCUCACACGAUGUUAUACUCUUGUCUGGUCAAGAUGUGCCUAAUCUGUGCGACCCAAACAAUCGUUCCAUAGAGUAUUUCCCUCAUCCCACGGAUCCUCACAAAUUCAUCAUGUGUGAUCAGCAUGAUCAGGCGUUUGUUGGUCUGUGUCCAAUAGAGAAAUUACCAUGCGUCCAGAUUUCUUCCGGUUGUAAAUACACCAAUCCGUGUACCAGUGAAGCUACACUAAGUGGAAAAAUGUAUCACAACAAUCCAUGCGGGAACCAGACAGACUACAUCACGUGCACACAUUUCGGUGUUGCUCAGCGGUCUGCAUGCCCCCCUGAACGGAUAUGGAACGGAGAUACUUCAUUCUGCGUGUUCAAACACGUGCAUGACUCUUCAGCUAUAGGAAUUCCAGCAAUCACGGGUAUCGACAACCCGUGCAUUCAUGAACAUGCAGACCACGUGUAUUUUCCCUACCCAGGUGACACCAGCAAAUACAUUUUAUGUGAUAUACAUGGCAAUGCAUUUGCUAAUAAAUGCCGUGACGGACACUGGAACCAGCAAACAAAAACAUGCACGACCGUUUCUCCGCCAAAUGUUGUAGGCUAACACUUGAAGAACAAUUUACAAAUGAUGAAAGUAUAUAUUAUAUAUGUUUUAAAUAAUUGUAUCUAUCUCUGCUACGACCUACAACUUUACUAAACAGUUCUUGAAAGGUAUUCGUUGAGUUGGACAUUUCACAUGCAUUGCUGAAGUAUGUUUCGGUGCGGUUGCGCAAGAUUUAAAAUCUACCGGGACAAAAUGUGUGCAAGACUAAUUCUAGCUCUAUCUUAAAACUGGAUAUUCUUUUUGUAAAUCAUGUUUAUUUACCAACAAAUCUGAUUUUAAAGGGAAAUCGUUUGGUUGUGAAUGUGUUACAGUCUCGGCACUUCCCAUUAUGCAGAAACUACCUCACAUCCCAUAUCGGGUACUUAUGAGGUAAUUAAGUAAUAAUUUAAGUGUAAUAAUUUAAGUUCUGUUUAUGCAAUUUCAUUUUAUGCCCCCCACACCUUGGGGCGGCAUUUAGUUAGUAAUUGUAGCGUUCGCCCCUCCGUCCGUCAGUCCGUGCUUUCAUUCGUUCGUUCGUCUCGGAUUCGGUUUGUAACUUUAUGAUCCAUCAAGGGAUUUUAAUAUUACUUAGCAAAAAUGUUUCCCAUAAUAAGACAAUGUGUCAAGUGCAAGACCAAGACCCCUAGCUUUAAGGUCAAUGUCAAACUUGGAGGUAAAAGGUCAACAGGUUUUUUUUCCUUUACGGUCUGUAACUCAACUAUCCAUCAAGGGAAUUUCAAAAUUACUUGGCACAAAUGUUCUCACAAUCAGAGAAUGUGUAUUGCGCUAUACCCAGAACCCUAGCACAAACGUCAAUGUCAAACUUUGAGGUAAAACGUCGGUAGUGUUUUUCCUGUCCGGUCCAUAACACUGUCCUCCUUGAAGGGUUUUUAAUAUUACUUUGCACAACAGUAACCCAUAAUAAGAAGGUCACACUCCGAGGUCAAAGGAAAAGGUGUUUUAUUCUGUCCGGUUCAUAACUCUGUCAUUGUUGAAGUGAUUGCAAUAUCAUUUGGCACAAAUGUAUCCCUUAAUGAGACGACGUGUCAUGCGUAAUACCCACAUCCCGAGCUCAGACGGUAAGGUCACACAUGGAGGUCAAACGUUAGAACUGUUCGGUUCAUAGCUCUGUCAUCCUUGAAGAGGUUCUAAUAUUGCAUGUUACAAAUAUAUCCCAUAAUGAAAGGAUGUGUCAUGCGCAACACACAUACCCCUAACCAAAAAUUUAAGGUCACACUCCGGUCAAGUCGAUAGUUUUUUUCUUGUCCAGCCCAUAACUCGAUCAUCCAUCAAAGGAUUUUAAUAUUACUUGACAUAUAUAUUUCCCAUAAUGAGUUGAUGUGUCACGCGCAUCAACAAGCUAUCUAACUCAAGUGUAAAGGUCACACUUGGAGGUCAGAUUUCUAUAGGUUUGUUUUUCUGUGCAGUCCACAACUCUGCCAUCUAUCGAGGGAUUUUUUCUCACAAAUGUUUCCAAGAAUGAGACAAUUUAUCUUGCACAACAACCCAGAUCCCUAGCUCAGAGAUCAAGGUCACACUCUAAGGUCAAAUGUCAAUAAAGUUUUUUCCAUCUCCGGGUUAUAAAAGGUUAUAAAAAUUUUGCAAAAAAGAAACAUUUACCAAUAUAUUACAAAUCAGUUACCACUACCACUCAAACGAAGCAUUUUGGGAGUGGGAAUAUUUAAAAUAGCUUCUUGUUUUUCUUCAAAAAUAAAUAUUUUGUCUAUUGUGGUAUACUUUAUUAAGUUUUGGAUAUAUCUUAUAAAACAAAUAAAUAUGAUAAAGCUUGAUCAACGUUAUUGAAAAAUAAAAAAAAAAUUAUGUUACUGUUCCAUUUUUGCGGUCUUCUUUCUUUAACAAAUAGUAUAUGCCCUUUUAUCGCAACAAUUAAGCAAAAACAAAGACAUUGUUUUCGAUUUCAUCCUAAUCGGCCUGCGGAGAAUGAAACUUUUCUCAUAAUCGGAAAAUGUACUGGAAAGCAAUACGUACCCUUGACUUAGUCACAGAUAUGCAUAAAUAGGGUAUUUAAUUUUAUGUAAAACCUGACUCAAAGAGUAUUGACAGAAAAUAUGUGAAGUUAUGCACGUGGUCUUCUGUUAACUAAGCUAGAGUUAUGACCCUUGACUUAGUAAAAUAGUAAAAAGUACGCAUAAAGCGUUUAAAAGUUUGUGCCUCAUUAUCUCAAAAAGUAUUUGACCUAGAGUCCUGAAACCAUGUAGGAAUAUUUUUGUGCACCUGAGGUUUUGUUUUGGAUUUCACUCCGCAACUUCAGAGUUUUGUUUUGUCUCUUUACUUAGUCAAAUAUAUGCAUUAAAAAUCUAAAACUUUG